CUUUUGGUAUGUUGCUUCAUUCUUUGCUAAAAAGUUCUAACUAAAACAUUCAACAUGAAAAUAGCUAUUGCAGUUCUUUUGAUCGCUUGUGUCUUCUUCGUUAUCGAAUCUGAGGCAAGUCCUGAUUCCAAAUUGGAAGAUUUGGUAUUGAGUGGACCUGGAGCUGCAAUGACAGCUAACCAAGGAGUUCAAAAACGAGAAGCUUGCGAUAGUCAAGGUGAAAGUGAUGAAGAUGACAGAAGAAGGAAAUAAAUUUCUAAAUCUUGCCUGGACCACUCGCCUAAUCGACAUGGACAAAUCAAUCGAAUAUUACUUAUUAUUGCACUAAUAUCUGAAAUCAGAAAAUAAAUAUUUGCAUGAUUUUAAUUGAAACUGAAAAUAAG
Messenger RNA from Clunio marinus, 383 nucleotides. The record is from the annotation of a GenBank genome assembly. Lineage: Eukaryota; Metazoa; Arthropoda; Insecta; Diptera; Chironomidae.